AUGGAUCACCUCGACGAUUUGCGGGAAACCUUUGAGACCCUCAGGACAUACCAAAUGAGACUCAAUCCAAAGAAGUGCAUAUUCGGGGUAUCCUCUGGCAAGUUCCUUGGCUUCUUGAUUGAUGAAAAGGGCAUUGAAGCAAAUCCGGACAAGAUACACGCCGUCAUUAAUAUGACGUCCCCAAGGACGGUCAAAGAUGUGCAACGCCUAACUGGAUGUCUUGCCGCCUUGGGACGAUUUUUAUCUAGAGCUGAAGAUAAGUGUCAUUACUUUUUCGGUACCAUAAAAAAGGGCACCCAAUUUGAAUGGAUGCCGAGGGAAGAGGCCGCCUUCCUUCGUUUAAAAGAACACCUGCACACUCUCAGGAGAAGUUCUGUAUCUGUACCUUGCCAUCUCAGAGUACGCUCUAAGUGCCGUCUUGCUUACAGAAAGGGAUGGGACACAACUACCUCUUCGUCCAUACUUCCUGGCUCAUCGGCUGAUAGUCUACACAGAUCAACCUCUAAAGCGGCCAUUACCAAUCUAGAAGCGUCCAGAAGAAUGCUCAACUGGGAAAUUGAGCUUAAUGCAUUUGAUAUUUCGUAUGAGCCGCUGAAGAAUGAAAAAACCCAGUGGGUAGUCCACGUGGACGGCUCUGCCACCCAAAAUGGGUCGGGAGCCGGCAUUAUCUGCGAAUCACCAGAAGGGGAUGUUUAUGAAUAUGCAAUGCGUUUUAACUUUCAGGCGUCAAACAACGAAGCUGAAUACGAAGCCUUGAUAUGCGGAAUCCAGAUGAGAAAAGCAGCAGGGGCGACAGACGUCCUGGUUUUAUCUGACUCACAGUUAAUCGUCAGUCAAGUAAAAGGAGAAUAUGAGGCCAAGGAUGACGCCAUGAUAAAAUAUCUGGAAAAGGUCCGCCAGGAAGUUCAGCAGCUAUCUAACUUUGAGAUACAACAUAUACCCCGGUCUGAAAACAACAAAGCAGACGCUCUAUCCAAACUAGCAAGCUCAGCGUUUUGCGGUACGCCACGUCAUGUGUUUUGGGAGGUAAAACAGCUCAAAAGCAUUGACGCCUCGAGGACAGACAUCCUAGACCGAACAACCAACUGGAUGGAUGAUAUUGUUAAUUUCAAAAUGAAUGGACUACCCCCUGAUGAUCCCAAGCAGGCAGAAAGAUUACAAAGGAAAAGUACCUGGUUCGAGAUAUGCAAUGGGACUCUAUACAAAAAAGCUUUCUCGCGGCCUCUUCUUCGCUGCGUAACCCCCGAGAAGGGGCAUGAAGUACUGGAAGAUCUUCAUCAAGGAUUAUGCAGCGCUCACAUAAGAGGGAGGGCUCUGGUAGAAAAAGCCUAA
Messenger RNA from Spinacia oleracea (spinach), 1332 nucleotides. RefSeq lists its product as uncharacterized. The transcript is spliced from 3 exons. The record is from RefSeq and is a predicted model, not a curated record. Lineage: Eukaryota; Viridiplantae; Streptophyta; Magnoliopsida; Caryophyllales; Amaranthaceae. The coding region runs from base 1 to 1332 and encodes 443 amino acids. Gene Ontology annotation, molecular function: RNA-DNA hybrid ribonuclease activity; nucleic acid binding.